AUGAGACCUUUGCUCAAGUGAGUCGCUUCCGGACGUCUUCCGAAUCUGCCGUCCACUUCAGAAUCGCGUUGACUGCAUUUCUCGGCAUCUCGCUGCUCAUCGUCUAUCGUGCAUAUCAGGUGCGCAAGCACAAAAAGGCGAUCAAGAAGAGGGCGCCGGUGCGCAAAUUGAGAAGUCUCCGUUCCGUUCAUUUAUUGGAUUCGAGGCAACUGUGAUGGUUUUCAGGAACGCCCACGAAGCAGCAGGAGGCGGAGAAGCCGGCCGCACCGGCUAAGACCAGCAAAGAAGAGGCGCCGCUCAGACCGUCCGGAUCCGAUAUUCUCCAUCCUGCUCCUUUCGACGUAUCCGCCCGUUUUUAGAAGAUUAAAAGAAGAAGAAAAUCAAACUUUCAGAAUGUGAACGGCGUGAUGCGUGUUCCAAAGUGCACGGGCGGUCAGAACGACUCCCGCGAAAGCGAAAGCUCGGACAGUGAACCGGUGAGUUUCGGAUUUUGGGGGUGGGAAAGGCAGAACAUUAAUUUAACACAAAUAUCAUCAUGUGCCCAAUUCCAGGUGUCCACGACGAAUCUGGUGGGAAGCCGAACCGAAUCGGAACGUGUCGAAAUCGAGCGGAUGCCGUACUCGUUUGAAAACUGCACGGCUGCCACGUUUGAGCCGGCGAAGAAGUCAAAGAAAUCGUCGAAGACGAAGCAGAAAGAGGUCGAAGAGGAGAGCAAAGAAAAGAGCAAGGAAAAAGAGGAAGAGAAGGCAGUGGCUCCGGUUGAAGCUCCCGCUCCGACUGCUCCGCCGGCAGCUAAAGAUGCUCCGCUUGCUGCUCCUGCUCCGCUCCCGCCUGCUCCUGCUCCAUCUGAUGGCCCAGCCGAUCCGUCCGAUCCUCCAACUGCCACGGAUCAGAAACUGAUCCCCGUGGACUUUAGUAAACCGCGUCCCACACCGCCGGAAGCCGAGAAGAUCAUCCACCACCAGAAUCUGUCGUCCGAGUUCAUCAUCUCGCCGUCGUCGCCCGGCACGAACGAGCCGUCGGCGGCGCUGCUCGAUUCGGCGGCCGUCAAACGAGCGGCCGAGCCGUCGGGCUCCACCGAAUCCUCGAGAUUUCUGUUCAAGGCGUGCCGGUGUCGGAAGAGGGAGCGCGGCGGACUGCUCAAGGAUUCGGAGGCGCCCGUCUACGAGUCACUUGUCAAGGCGGACAUUGCCGCGCUCAAAGUGCUGCCCGUCAACUUUUACAAAUACAAUCCGCCCAAUUUGACGGAGGUGGUGACGAGCAGUAACGGAAGUGCAGGUGGGGAAGUGCGCUCCAUUGAGAACAUUCGAAUCAAUUGCAGAUCUCACCGAACUGCCCGACGAACACUUUUCCGCUUGCGAGAAUAAGCCAGACGUGAGAGAAUGAAAUGUGGUGAACCUGUCCACGACCACGAUUUUCAGACCUACCUGACCCCUCUGUACCCGGUGCUCGGUGCGAUGCACGCGGCUCACAACCACUCGUGUCUCAUCAAUCACCUCGUCGAGAACUAUGACUUUUUCGAAUAG
This is a messenger RNA of Caenorhabditis sp. 36 PRJEB53466, 1526 nucleotides long. NCBI's taxonomy places the organism in Eukaryota, Metazoa, Nematoda, Chromadorea, Rhabditida, Rhabditidae. The record is from the annotation of a GenBank genome assembly.